Molecule: messenger RNA, 1672 nt
Organism: Oncorhynchus gorbuscha (pink salmon)
Lineage: Eukaryota; Metazoa; Chordata; Actinopteri; Salmoniformes; Salmonidae
Gene: shmt2
Product: serine hydroxymethyltransferase 2 (mitochondrial)
Exons: 12
Coding region: 127-1638 (503 amino acids)
Biological process (GO): purine nucleobase biosynthetic process; regulation of oxidative phosphorylation; L-serine catabolic process
Cellular component (GO): BRISC complex; nucleus; mitochondrial inner membrane
Molecular function (GO): protein homodimerization activity; serine binding; cobalt ion binding
Source: RefSeq, a predicted model, not a curated record
AAGUGCAAGCAUCCGCCUCUUCCACUGACUGAUCAACUUCAAAAACAGCCUUUUCUAAGCGUGACUCCCUCUUAGAGAGUGAGGUGGUUAGAUUGAACGUUGUUGGCCUUUUGAACUCGUACAAAUAUGCUGUCGUUGACGUUGAGGCAAAUCGCACGGCCAUUGUGCCUGCGUUCCCCGGUGGCCCUGAGCAGCAUUGGGGCGAGGAGGAGCCAGCAUGCGGCUACCCGUAGUGUGGAACAGGAGGCCCCGUGGACUGGGCAGGACAGUCUGGCCCAGGACGACCCGGAGAUGUGGAACUUGCUGCGGAAAGAGAAGGACAGGCAGUGUCGGGGACUGGAGCUCAUUGCCUCUGAGAACUUCUGCAGUCGGGCUGCGCUGGAGGCCCAAGGAUCCUGCCUCAAUAACAAGUACUCAGAGGGCUACCCAGGCAGGAGGUACUACGGUGGAGCUGAGGUGGUAGACCAGAUAGAGUUGUUGUGCCAGAAGAGAGCCCUGGAGGCUUUUGACCUGGACCCUGCCCUGUGGGGGGUGAACGUCCAGCCCUACUCUGGCUCUCCCGCCAACUUCGCUGCCUACACCGCCGUCCUCAACCCUCAUGACCGCAUCAUGGGCCUGGACCUGCCUGACGGUGGACAUCUGACCCAUGGUUACAUGUCUGACACCAAGAGGAUAUCUGCUACCUCCAUCUAUUUUGAGUCCAUGCCCUACAAGCUCAAUCCUGCCACAGGGCUCAUUGACUAUGACCAGCUGGAGAUGACUGCCCGUCUCUUCCGGCCCAAGUUGAUCAUUGCAGGCACCAGCGCCUACGCUCGCCUCAUUGACUACGCUCGCAUCAAGAAGUUGUGUACGGAGGUGAAAGCCUACCUGCUGGCUGACAUGGCCCACAUCAGUGGUCUGGUGGCUGCGAAGGCUGUCCCCUCGCCAUUCAAGUAUGCUGACAUGGUCACCUCCACAACACACAAGUCCCUCCGGGGAGCCAGGGCUGGUCUGAUCUUCUACCGUAAGGGUGUGCGUUCUGUGGACAAGAAGGGGAAGGAGAUCCAAUAUGACCUGGAGGACCGGGUCAACUUCGCUGUGUUCCCCUCUCUUCAGGGGGGACCCCACAACCACGCCAUCGCCGGGGUGGCUGUCGCUCUCAAACAGGCCCAGACGCCGAUGUUCAGAGAGUACAUUGGCCAGGUGAUGCGUAACUCCAAGGCCAUGGCUGAGGCCCUACUGAGCAAAGGAUACACGCUGGUGUCAGGGGGGACGGAGAACCAUCUGGUGCUGGUGGACCUGAGGCCUAAGGGCAUUGAUGGAGCCAGAGCAGAGAGAGUUCUGGAGCUGGUGUCCAUCACAGCCAACAAGAACACCUGUCCCGGGGACAAGAGUGCCCUGGCGCCUGGGGGCCUCCGGCUAGGUGCCCCGGCGCUGACCUCCAGACAGUUCAAGGAGGCGGACUUUGUCCAGGUGGUGGAGUUCAUGGAUGAAGGCUUUAAGAUCGCCCUGGACGUCAAGAAGAAGACUGGGAAACUUGCAGACUUUAAGAACUUCUUGUUGGAGGAUCCAGAGACGGUCUCUCGCAUGGCAGAGUUGAAGAAACGAGUGGAGGCCUUCGCACGUCCCUUCCCUAUGCCCGGCUUCGAGGAUCACUAGGCCCUCGGCUUCGAGGAUCACUAGGCCCUCCACA